Molecule: messenger RNA, 8212 nt
Organism: Mobula hypostoma (lesser devil ray)
Lineage: Eukaryota; Metazoa; Chordata; Chondrichthyes; Myliobatiformes; Myliobatidae
Product: gastrula zinc finger protein XlCGF26.1-like
Exons: 2
Coding region: 1118-4003 (961 amino acids)
Biological process (GO): regulation of transcription by RNA polymerase II
Cellular component (GO): nucleus
Molecular function (GO): DNA-binding transcription factor activity, RNA polymerase II-specific; RNA polymerase II cis-regulatory region sequence-specific DNA binding
Source: RefSeq, a predicted model, not a curated record
UCACUUUGGGGGCGGGGGGCAGAGUAAUUAGAAAAUCUCCAGGAUCAGACAUGUAAUAAAAGUGCUUUUUGUAGCGCUGUGGGCCUUGACCAGAACUUGAAAUAUUACUAGUAGGGAGUGACAAACUGAGCCACGUCACAGAUUGGUGACAGGCAGAAAUGGCCCAUUCUGAUACAGACAGGGAUACAAUCAGAGAAUGUGAAGGUCAGUCAGGAUGACUGAUUUGUGAGUUGAGGAUUUCCACCAUCUUGACUUGAAUUUCAUAACAAUGUGAUGUCAGAGCACAUCAUAGACUUAAAUUUCACCUGAAAUAUCAUCCCUCACCUACUGAUGUCUUUUGUAAAUAUUUUUACAGGUUAGGAAUGGCAGAAUAUUGGUGUAUGGGAAUCUCCUUUGCAACAUCAAUAUUUAUCUAUUGUCGAUCCUUGGAGAUAAAGAAUUUUCUCAUCCCAGCUGGAAACAUGCUUUGUGUCUGAAAUGAAGUUUUCUAUUGUAACUCAGUAUAAUCCACUGGAAUCAGGUUGCUGAGAUCAUACCAGCAUUUAAUCACUAGAGAUCAGUUCUUCAACUGCAUGAUUGUGCAAGGGAGAUUCAAAAUGUCUAACAUUUGACUUUCUGAAUUGCCAGAGAAUUGAUUGCAGUGAGAUAUCAUUCCCCUUCUCUCAGUAUGUGAAUGGAUUUACUUACAUCCUACCCACAGACACACCAGUCAGUUCACAGUGGGGAGAGGCCAUUUACCUGUUGUGUGUGUGGGAGAGGAUCUACUCAAUUGUCCAGCCUGAAGAUACAUUGGCAGGGUCAAAGCACAGUGAGAUUCUCCACUUGCUCUGAUUGUUGGAAACAAUUCAUUCUGUCAUUGAUGCUAAAGGUAUAUCAGAAAAUUCGUAAGUGAGAGGACAAGGACAUGCUCAGACUGUGAGAAGUCAUUCACACAGUUCUCCUCACUUUCGAGACACCAGCCAAUGCACACUGGGGAGAGGCCAUUACCUGCUGUGAAUGACGGUAGGGAUUUACUCAGUCAUUUCAACUGGAUGAACAUAAGUCAGUACACACUGGAGAGAGAUCAUUCACCCUGAGAUCCCAACUGAAGGAACAUCAGCAAGUUCACACCGAGAAGAUGCCGUUCACCUGCUCAGACUGUGGGAAGCGAUUCACUCGGUCAUCUCAACUGAACGAACAUCAGCGAGUUCACACUGGGGAGAGGCCUUUCACCUGCUCAGAUUGUGGGAAGGGAUUCACACACUCUUCCACGCUGCAGAGACAUAAGCGAGUUCACACUGGAGAGAAACCGUUCACCUGCUCAGAUUGUAGGAAGAAAUUUGCUCGGUCAUCUGACUUGAAAGUACAUCAGCGAGUUCACACUGGGGAGAAACCAUUCACCUGCUCGUACUGUGGGAAGGAAUGCACUCGGUCAUCUGACUUAAAAAUACAUCAGCGAGUUCACACUGGGGAGAAACCGUUCACCUGCUCUGAAUGUGGGAAAGGAUUCACUCAGUCAUCCACGCUUGUGAAGCACUACCGAGUUCACUCUGGGGAGAAACCAUUCACCUGCUCUAAAUGUGGGAAGGAAUUUACUCAGUCAUCUACACUUGUGAUGCACUACCGAGUUCACACUGGGGAGAGGCCGUUCACCUGCUCUGAAUGUGGGAAGGGAUUCACUCAGUCUUUUCAACUGAACGAACAUCAGCGAGUUCACACAGGGGAGAAACCAUUCACGUGCUCAGACUGUGGGAAGGAAUUCACUCGGUCAUAUGAUUUGAAAGUACAUCAGCGAGUUCACACCGGGGAGAGGCCAUUCACCUGCUCUGACUGUGGGAAGGGGUUCACUCGAUCAUCUCAAUUACAGGUACACCAGGUAGUUCACACUGGGAAGAGGCCGUUCACUUGCUCAGACUGUGGGAAGAGAUUUACUCAUUCAUCCACACUACAGGGACACCAGCGAGUUCACACUGGGGAGAGGCCAUUCACCUGCUCGGAAUGUGGGAAGGGAUUCAAUCGGUCCUCUCAACUGAACGAACAUCAGCGAGUUCACACUGGGGAGAAACCGUUCAUCUGCUCAGACUGUGGGAAGGGAUUCACUUGGUUAUCUGACUUGAAAGUACAUCAGCGAGUUCACACCGGGGAGAGGCCGUUCACCUGCUCAGACUGUGGGAAGGGAUUCACAAACUCAUCCACAUUACAGAGACACCAGCGAAUUCACACUGGAGAGAAGCCGUUCACCUGCUCUGAAUGUGGAAAGGGAUUCACUCAGUCAUCUACCCUUGAACAUCAGGCUGUUCGCACUGAGAAGAUGCCAUACACCUGUUCAGACUGUGGGAAGGGAUACACUUGGUCAUCUCAAUUAUUGGUACACCAGUUAGUUCACACUGGGGAGAGGCCGUACAUCUGUUCAGACUGUGGGAAGGCAUUCACUCGGUCAUCCACACUACAGAGACACCAACGAGUUCACACUGGGGAGAAACCGUUCACCUGCUCAGAAUGUGGAAAGGAAUUCACUCAGUCAUCUAACUUGAAAGUACAUCAGCGAGUUCACACUGGGGAGAAACCAUUCACCUGCUCAGAGUGUGGAAAGGAAUUCACUCGGUCAUCUGAAUUGAAAGUACAUCAGCGAGUUCACACUGGAGAGAAACCAUUCACCUGUUCAGACUGUGGAAAGGGAUUCACUCAGUCAUCUCAACUGAAUGCACAUCAACGAGUUCACACUGGGGAGAGGCCAUUCACCUGCUGUGAAUGUGGGAAGGGAUUCACACACUCUUCCACACUGCAGAGACACCAGCGAGUUCACACUGGAGAAAGGCCAUUCACCUGCUCUGAAUGUGGGAAGGAAUUCACUCAGUCAUCCACCCUUGUGAAGCACUACCGAAUUCACACUGGGGAGAGGCCGUUCACCUGCUUUGAAUGUGGGAAGGGAUUCACUCAGUCUUUUCAACUGAAGGAACAUCAGCGAGUUCACACUGGGGAGAAACCGUUCACCUGUACAGACUGUGGGAAAGAAUUCAAUCGGUCAUCUCAACUGAAUGAACAUCAGCGAGUUCACACUGGAGAGAGGCCAUUCACCUGCUCUGAAUGUGGGAAGGGAUUCACUCAAUCAUCUCAAUUACUGAAACAUCAGCGAGUUCACACUGGGGAGAGGCCAUUCACCUGUUCAGACUGUGGGAAAGCAUUUACCCACUCAUCCACACGACAGAGACACCAGCGAGUUCACACUGGAGAGAGGCCGUUCAUCUGCUCAGACUGUGGGAAGGGUUUCACUCGGUCAUCUCAACUGAAAGAACAUCAGCAAGUUCACACUGGGAAGAAACCGUUCACCUGCUCAGACUGUGGGAAGGAAUUCACUCGGUCAGCUCAACUGAAUGAACAUCAGCGAGUUCACACUGGGGAGAGGCCGUUCAUCUGCUCAGACUGUGGGAAGGGUUUCACUUGGUCAUCUCAACUGAAGGAACAUCAGCGAAUUCACACUGGGGAGAAACCGUUCACCUGCACAGACUGUGGGAAAGAGUUCACUCGGUCAUCUCAACUAAAUGAACAUCAGCGAGUUCACACUGGAGAGAGGCCAUUCACCUGCUCAGACUGUGAGAAGGGAUUCACUCGGUCAUCUGACUUGAAAGUACACCAGCGAGUCCACACUGGGGAGAGACCGUUCACGUGCUCCGACUGUGGGAAGGCAUUCACACACUCAUCCACGUUACAGAGACAUCGGAGGAUUCACACAGGGGAGAGGCCAUUCACCUGCUCUGAAUGUGGGAAGGGAUUUGCUCAGUCAUCCACACUUGUGUCACACUACCGAGUUCACACUGGGGAGAGGCUAUUCACCUGCUCUGAAUGUGGGAACAGAUUCACUCAGUCAUCCACCCUCCUAUCACUCUACCAAGUUCACACUGGGAUGAGAUCAUUUACCUGCUAUGAAUGUGAGAAGGGAUUCAUUCAAUCAUCCAACCUUGUGUCGCAUUACCAGGCUUUGACCAGAGGUGAUCAGAGCGAUCAGAAGCUUGAGAGGACAUAAUUCACUCAGGUUCACUGAUCCAGUAUUAAAAGCAGUGGCUCACGACAUUUUUUUUUUGAAGCUUUGAGCAGCGGCCAAUCAGCAUUCUGGAUUGAUUAGCAAGAGCAAGGCAGGGGCAGUGGGGCGGCCAGAGUCAUCGUGAACUGAGUUGGUGGGGAUUUUGAGGUUUUAGCUCUUAGAGAAGGCAAAGAAAGUUGUAGAAUUUUUUUGCCCCCUUCUAUUGCUUGUUUACAGCAGUAGAGAUGUCAGGCAGGGUAGUGGAAUGCUCCUCUUGCGGGAUUUGGGAAGACAGGGAGUUCUCCAGUGUCCCUGAUGACUACAGUUGCGAAGAGUGCAUCCUGCUGCAGCUUCCAACAAUUUGCAUUAUGGGGUUGGAGCUGGAACUGGGUGAACUCUGGAUCAUUCGGGAGGCCGAGGGCAUGAUAGAUAGGACAUAUAGAGAGGUAGUUACACCCAAAAUACAGGACACAGAAAACUGGGGACAGACGGAAGUGGGAAGGAGAUUAAAAUACUCGUGCAGAGUACCCCUGUCGCCACCCGCUCAACAAGAUGAUAUUGUUGGGAAUGAGGGAUGAUCUAGCAGAGGAAAGUCACAGCAGUCAGGUCUCUGGCUCUGUGACUCAUAAAGGGGCGAGUAGAUGCCAGGGUCAGGGACCUCUCAGAUCGCAUCCACAGUAUUUUGGAGGGGGAGGGAAAGAAACUAAAUUUUUGGAUUGCUACUUGUGCCACACGCCAGUGAGGGUAGAAACAGUAUGAUUUGGCAGGUAAAUGUGUGGCUGAGAAGAUGAUACAGGUUCUUGGAUCAUUGGGUUCUCUUCUGGGGGAAGUAUGACUUGUACAAAACUGAUGGGUUGCACCUGAACUCAAGGGGGACCAAUAUUCUCGUGGGCAGGUUUGUUAGUGCUGCUGGAGAGGGUUCAAACUAAUUUGGCAGGGGGGUGGGGACCGGAGUGCAGAGACUCAGGAUACGAUGGAGGGUGAAAAAAACAAAGAUAGCACGCAGUCAAAAAGUCAGGAAGGGUAUGCAGAUGAUAGAAUAAAACUGCAGCCAGCAGGGUGAGUAUCAGUGCAUUAGGGAUGCAGAAUCAAAAAGGGUAGCAAAUACAGUACUCAAUGUUAUAUCUCAAUGCAGGGAGUAUAAGAAAUAGGAUGGAUGAUCUUGUUGCACUAUUACUGAUUGUCAGGUGUGAUGUUGUGGCUAUCAUUGAAUCGUGGCUGAAGAAUGGUUGUAGUUAGGAGCUGAAUGUCUAAGGUUACACGUUGUAUCGGAGGGGUAGGAAGGUAGGCAGGGGGGUGGCAUGGCUCUGCUGGCAAAGAAUGGCAACAAAUUAGUAGAAGGAUGUGACAUUAAAUCCUGGUGGAUGAGUUAAGAAACUGCAAGGGUAAAAGGACCUGGAUGGCAGUUAUAUGCAGGUCUCCCAACAGUAGCUGGGAUGUGGAUCCCAAGAGAGUGAAUUUGUUGAAUGUCAGCGAAAUGGCUUUUUCGAGCAGUUUAUCAUUGAGCCCACUUGGAGAUCAGCUAUACUGGAUUGGGUGCUGUGUAAUAAACUGGAGGUUAUCAGGGAGCUUAAAGUAAAAGGACCCUUAGGAGACAUUGAUCACAAUAUAAUUGAGUUCAAUUUGAAAUUUGAUGGGGAGAAAGUAAAGUCUGAUGUAGCAGUAUUUCUGUGGACUGAAGGAAAUUAUAGUGGUGUGAGAGAGGAGUUGGCCAAAGUAGAUUGGAAGGAGAUACUGGCAGGGAUGACAGCAGAGCAGCAAUGGCGUGAGUUUCUGGGAAAAAUGAGGAAGGUGCAAAAAACAAAGAAAUACUCAUAUGGCAAAAUAGUACAACCAUGGCUGACAAGGGAAGUCAAAGCUAAUGUAAAAGCAAAAAUGAGGGCAUACAACAAAGCAAAAAUCGUGGGAAGACAGAGGAUUGGGAAGCUUUUGAAGACUUACAGAAAGGGAAAAGAUGAAAUAUGAAAGCAAGCUUGCAAACAAUAUCAAAGAGGAUAGUUAAAGCUUUUUCAAAUAUGUAAAAAAUAAAAAAGAGAUGCGAGUGGAUAUAGAAAAUGAUGCCAGAGAAAUAAUAAUGGGACAAGGAGAUGGCAGAUGAACUAAAUGAGUAUUUUGCAUCAGUCUUCACUGUGGAAGACACCAGCAGAGUGCCAGAUGUUAAAGGGUGUGAGGAAAGAGAAGUAUUACUAUUAAAUUACUAAUACAAUUACUAUUAAAUGGGAGAAGGUGCUCAAAAAGCUGAAAGCUAAAAGGGUACAUAAUUCACCUGGACCAGAUGAACUGCACCCUAAGGUUCUGAAAGAGGUAGCAGUAGAGAUUGUGGAAGCAUUAUUAAUGAUCUUUCAAAAACUAUUGGACUCUUGCAUGGUGCCAAAGGACAGGAAAAUUGCAAAUGUCACUCCAGUUUUUUUAAGAAAGGAGGAAGGCAGCAGAAAGGAAAUAAUAGACCAGUUAGCCUGACCUCAGGAGUUGGGAAGAUGUUGGAGUCAUUUGUUAAAGGUGAGGGUAUGGAGUAUGUGGUCAGUAUGGCUUCCUUCAGGGAAAAUCUUGCCUGAAGAGCCUGUUGGAAUUCUUUGAGGAGAUUACAAGUAGGAUAGAUAAAGCGGUCCUUUUCUUGUUCGCUGCCAGUGACUAGUGGUGGUUCACAGGGGUCGAUGUUGAGACUGCUGCGUUUUCUGCUGUAUGUCGGUGAGUGAGAUGAUGAAAUAGAUGGCUUUGUUGCCAAGUUUGCGGAUGAUACGAAGAUUGGUGGAGAGGCAGCUACUGUUGAGGAAACAGGUGGGCUGCAGAAGGUAUUAGACAAAUUUGGAGAAUUGGCAAGGAAGUGGCAAAUGAAAUACAAUGUUGGAAAGUGCAUGGUCAUGCUAUUUGGUAGUAGAAAUAAAAGUACAGACUAUCUUCUAAAGGGGGGAGAAAAUCUAAAAUUCUGAGAUGCAAAGGGCCUUAGACUAACCCUAACCCUCAUGUGUCCUUGUGCAGAACACCCUAAAGGUUAACUUGCAGGUGGAGUUGGUGGUGAAGAAGGCAAAUGCAAUCUUAUCAUUCAUUUCCAGAAUACAAGAGCAGUGAUGUGAUGCUGAGGCUUUAUAAGGCACUGGUGAGGCCUCACCUUGAGUAUUGUGAACAGUUUUGGGCUCCUCAUUUCAGAAAAGAUGCACUGGCAGUGGAGGGGGUUAAGAGGAGGUUCACAAGGAUGAUUCCAGGAAUGAAAGGGUUAUCAUACAAGGAAUGUUUGAUGGCUCUGUGUUUGUACUCACUGGAAUUUAGAAGGAUGAGGGGUGGAUCUCAUUGUAACCUUUUGAAUGAAAAGCCUAGACAGAGUAGAUGUGGAAAGGAUGUUUCCCUUGGUGGAUGAAUCUAGGUCAAGAUGGCACAGCCUCAGGAUAGAGGGGCGUCCAUUCAAAACAGAGAUACGGAGAAAUUUCUUUAGCCAGAGAGUUAUGAAUUUGUAGAUUUUGUUACCACAGACAGCUGUGAAGGCCAGGUUGUUGGGUGUAUUUAAGAAGAGUUUGAUAGGUUCAUUUUUGGACACGGCAACAAAGGGAGAAGGCUGGGGGGUGGGGCUGAGAAGGGGAAUAAGCGGUCAGCACAGCAGUCUCGACGGGCCAGCUGUCCUAAUUUUGCUCUAAUAUCUUAUGGUCUUGUGGUCUUACGCGAGCUGAGGUGACAGGGGAACAGAAAGGAUGUUCUGUGAGCGAGAACAAGAUUCCUGAAUGAUAUGUUGCCUUCUAGAUGCCAGGACCUGGGACACCUCAGAUUGCGUCCUCAGCAUUCUUAACAGGGAGGCUGAACGUCCAGGGGUUAUGGUCCAUGCAGGUACCAAUGACGUAGGUAGGAAGAGUGCUGAGGUUCUACAAAGGGAGUUCAGGGAGUUAGAUGUUAAGUUGAAGGGCAGGACCUCUAGGGUUGUGAUCUCAGGAUUGCUACCUGUGUCGCGUGCUAGUGAGGUUAGGACUAGGAAAAUUAUCCAGUUUUAAUACGUGGCUAAGGAUUUGGUGUUGGAGCAAGGGCAGAAGAUUUUUGGAUCAACUGAGCCUGCGAAGAUUGCUGUGUGCGCAGGAGUGUGAGUGCUUUGGGGAGGGGGCAUUGGUGAUGGAGGGUGGAGGGGACAUGCAUGUAUCUCUCACUCACUCUCACACACGCACACAAAAACACAUGCAGCUGUGGGGAUGGAGGGUGGAAGUGGGAGAGGGAGAGGGAGAUUGAGUUGGG